AUGAAAAGUUUGCUAGUAGCAUUGUUCACUGCCGUCUCUGCCGAGACCAUUCUUGGUUCGUUCGUGUUCGUUCGCCAUGGCGAUCGUCUGAAGAAGCCUACUACCUAUCUGACUCCUUUGGGAGUGUCUGAAGAACAGGAUGCUGGCACUUACUUCCAUAAUCGAUACUUCAAUACCUAUCCUAUAAACGGACUGGAUGAGGUAUACAAAUCUAACCAGGUCUCGGUUAUGGCUGCCGAUAGUGAUGUUUUGAGUAAGAGCAGCCAGGCCUUUGUCCAGGGCCUGUACCCUCCUGUUGGUUCACGUGACGCUUCGGAGGUUCCCGGUGCCUCUCUCGCUAACGGUACCACAGAUGAGACGCCGUUCAAUGGCUACCAGUAUGUUUAUGUUGAAGGCGUGAAUAUUGAUGGCCCCGAGUACUGGACCAUUGAUGGUAACACGAACUGCCCCGCUUACACUAAUGCCAGUGCCAAGUACUACGAGUCCGACGAGUUUAAGGCAUUGAAUCAAAGCACUCUUGAUUUCUACCAGAGUUUGUCCAAAUACACAGCCGGCUCCCUCCCCAAUUCGAAGCUCAACUAUGGUAAUGCUUACACGGUGUUUGACUUUUUUGAGGUCAACUACUACCAUAACGAAACUUUCUACAACAUAAUUAAGAACGAUAUGGCCGUUUUCAAUCAAGUCAGAUACUACCAGGAUGAGUACUCCAAGUCUUUCAGCUACAAUGCGAGCAAUUCCAUCGUUAUGGUUGGUGGUGCCUCAAUUUUGAACACUGCCGGUUCUUUCAUCAAAUCUAUCACAAACACUUCUAGCCCUGAGCGUCUGAGUGUUAUCUUUGGUUCCUAUGAUUCUUUCUACUCUAUGUUUGGGCUUUUUGGCUGGAUGAAUCUUGACGAGUCCAAGUUUACUGGCCUCGUUGACUACGCUUCUGCACUCGCCAUUGAGCUGAUCACUGAUGACUCUAAUAACCAGUACGUUCGUGCUGGUAUUCGUAAUGGUACAAAUGUCACCCAGGACUCUCCUGAGCUUGAGUUUUUCCCGGUCUUUGGCAAUAAUGAAACCACCGUUCCCGUCGACCAGUUCUUGAAGGGCAUUAGCAACGUUGCAAUCGCCAAUAUCUCGGAUUGGUGCACCAUCUGUAGUGGAACAAUUGAUACUUGUGCCAAGCUUACUUUGACUUCUAAGGUCGCUGAUCUGGAGAAGGACAACAAGUCUUCUUCAAACCUCUCGUUGGCUGACGCCGGUGGAAUUGGCGCUGGUGUCACAAUUGGCGUUUUCCUUAUCUUGGGUGCCCUUGGUUACAUGCUCUACCGUAUUCUUGGUCCCAAGCCACGCAACGAGAGACUUAAAGACAUGGAAUUGGCUUCUUCUAAUAGUACCGUAGUCUAG
Molecule: messenger RNA, 1389 nt
Organism: Wickerhamiella sorbophila
Lineage: Eukaryota; Fungi; Ascomycota; Dipodascomycetes; Dipodascales; Trichomonascaceae
Product: Prostatic acid phosphatase
Exons: 1
Coding region: 1-1389 (462 amino acids)
Biological process (GO): dephosphorylation
Molecular function (GO): phosphatase activity
Source: RefSeq, a predicted model, not a curated record